UCCGCGGGUUGCGGCCUCCCGCGCGGCGGUUGCCAGGCGACCGCGCCCAAACGACGCCCGACGGUGCAGCCCGCUCGGGUGGAGGACCAGCCGACGCGAGAGGAAGGGGCGCGGCUGCGCUGCAGCGACCCUCCCUCCCGCCGGCGCCGGGUCCUCGGUGGCAGGCGGAGGCGCGGAGGAGGUCCGGUGGCCGGCAGGGUCCUGCCCAGGAAGAUGGCCUACUAUGGAAAAUGCAUUGACAUUGUGAUAGAGCAACUGGACAAGUUUAAGCCUGAGAAGGACAGUCCUGACCAGUUCCUGGAGGCAGCGUCCUCCUCCCUUCAGGCCCUGAGCCCCCUGAAGCAGGCAUUCGUGGUGGAGGUCCUGUCCGGCUGCCUUGAGUACCGGAAGUUACUGACCAUUGUGGUGGACGCCUUCUACGUGCGGGAUGGCCGGCUCUGCCUCUGGGCUGACUACAGCCUCUUCCAGGUGCUGUGCUACCUGGCCACAUUCCAGCUGGAUGAGCUUGGCUUCCAGCUCUUCUGCAGCAUCAUCAGGUCCCGGCCCAUACACAAGACAUGCAAGUUCCUUAGGUUCUUCUUCAACCCCUUAAACCUGGGCUCUUGGAUCAAGGAUGAAUGGGGCCUGCUCUACGAGACUACCCACGUCAAGGAGAACUGGAUUGACCCCCUGCUGAGAUGGCAGCCGGAGGUCCUGGAGCUUGUUGAUCAACUGGAGGGAGUGUCAGCUAGUCAAACUACUGUCUCCAAGACCAAGGCCAAGGUCACAGAGCCCAAGGAAUUCAAUCUGACUACGCCCAGGCCGCGGCCCAUUCCAGCACCCGAGCCAGUCCCCACCAUGGCCAAGCCAAGACAAGUCCCUCGGAGUACCUUCCAGGAGCCCAAGGAGAAGCAGCAGCUGCAGAUGAUCAAGAGACACAACCGCCUGAAGGCCGAGGAGCUACUGCUGAGGGCGAACAUUGAGGAGCUGCGGUGCGCCAUGCCCCGGACCCACAGGGAGCCGCUGGAGCAGGACUGCAAGAAGAAGCAAGGACCCCCAGCCCGCAUCCGAAAGACCCCAAGGCUGACCUUCUACAGGCCUGACCACAUCCCUGUCAAGCUGAACACUGCUGCCAUCCUGCGAGAAGGGGCCUUGUACCAGCGGCAGGUGGAAAAAGAGCUGCAGAGGGUUGAUAAGCUUGUGGAUGGGGCUGGGGACUUCUCUGAGUUCCUUGAGUGGCAGAAGAAGAUGCAAGCAAAGGACCGGGAGGAGCAGCUGGCUGCAGGCGAGUGCCGGCGGCUGCAGGGGAAGCUCAGCCACGAGGAGGCCAUCCUGGCCCGGCAGACCCUCGCGCAGGAGAACAAGCAGAAGGCAGACCGGAAGAAGGAGGAGACAGCCGAGUUGAUGCUGCAGUGUGCCCAGAGGCGGCUCAAGGAGGCCAGGUCCAUGAAGGAGCUGGUGGAGCAGGUGACAGAGGCACAGAAGAAUGUCAAGGUGGCUCAGAUGAAGCUCGUGAAAGGCCGACGGCAGAUAGUUCAGGAGGUAAUGGAGGAGAGCCGGGAGAUGUUGCAGCGCAAUGCAGAAGCAGCCAGGGAGGAGCAGAGGCGUCGCUGUGAACUCAUCUCGCAGCUGCGUGCACUGGAGACACAGCCCACACGCAAGGGCAAGCUGGUAGACCUGACCCAGAUCCCCGGGUAUGGUGUGGAGGGGGAAAUGUCUGUUGUGGAGCUGCGAGAGCGACUGGCCCUGCUCAGAGAGACCCAGCAGCGUGAGGAGGAGGAGAAGAGAGAUCAAAUCAUCCAGGGCAAGCGUGCCAAGAGCCAGGAGCUACUCAACACGGUGGAGCGGCUCUCACUGUGCCGCAAGGCCAUGGGGAGAACUGCAGCCAUGAGGUGGGAACAGAAGAAAGCCCAGGCGGCCACGGGUGCGCCCUCCCAAGACGAGCGCGUCCUGGAGCUGCAGCGUAGGAUCGAGGAGAGGGCGGUCGAGCGCCGCAGGCGGGCGGCCCCUCUGCACGUGCCGGCGCCGCGGACUGUGCGCCGCGCGUCGCGGGCGCAGCAGGAAGCGCAGCACUGGCUGGAACUGGAGAGGAGCCGCGAGCGUAGGCUGCGAGCCCUGCAGCGCGCGGAUUCCGCGAUCGCACCCGCGCGCCGCCUGGAGGCCGCCUGAGCCGCCCGGCGACCCUGGACCUCCCUGACCCCCACGCUGCCCGCAACCCCGCCGCUCGCUCUCUGCUCCCUUGCCCGAGCCUGCAGGAGCAGGGCUGCGAUAGAAAAGGCAGGACGCCCAGUCACUAUAUGAGAAAACGUAGGUUAAACUAGUAUCUGCUCUUUAUUUGGAAUUCAACUCCUGACCUGCAUUUUUAUAUGCUAAAUCUGGCCGCCCUGGCCCAGACCCUAACCCUUCCCCAUGGCCCAACAAGUCAUUCCCAAGGCCCCUUUCUUCCCUCUCCCCGCUCUGGAACAUCCCCGGCACUGGAGUCCCCACUCUCUACCCCCACCCAGUGACUUCGCCUAGGAACCUAAGACCUGGUGUGCGGUUUGCCCGUGGGAGGAUUUUGGAGCACCAGCUAUGGGAUGGCCCUUCCCACGCCUUACCAUAUAAUCUGCAGUCCUGGGCACGACUUCUCGUACCAUUGAUGAAGUCACUGGUGUUCAGAGAGGUGAACUGCACAGCAUGGCAGAACCCAAAGCUAAGUGUGGGUGACUUUACAGAGCACCUAAUGAGCCUGGAAUCAACAAGGUUGGGGCCGCUGGGAACACCAGGUGACCCAGUGCAGGGACCAGGGUGGAUUUGUUAACUGGAGAACAGGCCUGCAGAGUAAAAAGCCUGCUGGUCCUCAAGAACAAAAGCACAUCAUGCUGCUGCUCACUGAAAGGAUAAAAUGUGGGCCAGUCCCUGGGGUGGGGCACAGUAAGGGAGGGGCUAGAAACAGCCACAAGGAUAGAUGUUCAGGAGAGGGACACCUGUCCCCAUCCUCCUUGGGCCUGCUGACCUGGUACCUCAGCAGUGGAGGCUGGGCAGUGACAAGAACAGAUUUAAGGGUCAGAGUCCUACCCCAAUAUUCAAUACAUAAUAUUGUAUUAGAAUCCCAGGACUUUCCCACAACCCAGGUUGGUAAAGAGAAAUUCCCAUCUCCCUUGUUGAAUCAGAGCAGAGGGCAAGGGCAGAUUAAAUUUA
This is a messenger RNA of Sciurus carolinensis (gray squirrel), 3159 nucleotides long. RefSeq names its product cilia and flagella associated protein 99 (gene Cfap99). The record is from RefSeq and is a predicted model, not a curated record. The transcript has 16 exons. Lineage: Eukaryota; Metazoa; Chordata; Mammalia; Rodentia; Sciuridae. Bases 214 to 2148 code for a protein of 644 amino acids.